This is a messenger RNA of Dermatophagoides pteronyssinus (European house dust mite), 1860 nucleotides long. RefSeq lists its product as uncharacterized. Gene Ontology annotation, biological process: Rho protein signal transduction; mitotic spindle midzone assembly; mitotic cytokinesis. Gene Ontology annotation, cellular component: midbody; centralspindlin complex; spindle midzone. NCBI's taxonomy places the organism in Eukaryota, Metazoa, Arthropoda, Arachnida, Sarcoptiformes, Pyroglyphidae. The record is from RefSeq and is a predicted model, not a curated record. Gene Ontology annotation, molecular function: GTPase activator activity.
UAAGAUAAUCGCGAGAUUCAUGUUUGACGACAAUCAUGAUGAUGAUGAAGAUGAUGGUAGUAGGGGCAGAGCUAAAACAUGAUGAACUUCCAAACAAAUCUAUUAUGUUGACCACAAAUCCCGUUAUCAAUAUGGACGAUAGUAACCGGCGACGUCGUUGUUCAUUUGUGCCGUGGUUGGUCGGUCAAUUCAACGAUAUAAUCGAAUGGAAAGCUCAAAUUGCUCAAAAUGAGAUCGAAUAUCUGGCUCAACGUGCCAAUAAUUCCGGCAAUUAUCAACGUCGUUAUUCAUGUACAAAUGAACCAAUUUUAUUGAAUGGCCUACAACGGUCAGCUACUGAUAGUUCUGUUAAUCGUAGCUUUCAAUUCCAAUCCGAACAAUCUGAUUUGUCUGAACGUCAUUCAUUUGAAGAACAACGUCGUCCUUUAUCACCGUCGAAAAAACAACGGCGAGUAAUCAAAUUACGAUUGAAAAAAAACCAACAAGAUGACCUGAAUCAAAAACUAAAUCAACUACGGAAGGAAACCAUUGAAAAUCGAAUUGAUGAAUCUAUCGAUGAAACUGUGGAUGAAAUUUUGCCAAUUAUCGUUGAACCACUCCAGACAACAUCGGCUCAUAUUGAUUCAAUCGAAACUGAACUUGUUGAAUAUAAAGUUUUAAUCGCUAACAAAAAUAAUGAUGACAAUGAGAAAUCAAUAUUAUUUGACACGGAAGAACUUUCUGAACAACUGACAACUACACAACUACAAAAUGUUGAAAAGCCAACGAAAUUGAAUCAAACUGUAGAUGAAAACAAUAAUCCAAUCGAAGUGGUGGCUGAACAACAUGUAAAACCGGGAAAAGUCAAGCCAUCAAUGAGUACGUAUAAUGUAUUGUUGGAGAAAAUAUCCAGUUCAUAUCGUCAUCAAUUCGAGAUGAAAACUGUGUUCCAACAGGAUUCCCGAACAACAGGAAUCAAAUCAGCUAGAAAGCAAAGUUUUAUCAACAGAAAUUGUUUUUGCGGAAAAGAAUUCAACUUUUCAGACAAAUAUUUACGAUGUUUCAAUUGUUUGACUGGAUGCCAUACAAGCUGUGGACAAUUAGUACCUCGGCCCUGUAUUCGAUAUGUUGAUCCUUUUAUAAGACCGAGUAAAACUGUAUCUAAUUACAUAUUUCCUCGAUCAAGGCCUUCUAUACCGGCAUUAUUGAUUCACUUGUGCAGGCAAAUCGAACAUGAAUGUCAAAAAGAUGAUCAUCAUUCGGUAGGCAAAUUGUCUAGUUUUGAACUGUAUUACAUUCACAGUGAAAUGCUCAAACUGGUCAAAGAUCAGUGCAAACGGUUGCUCCAAGAUGCCAAACAUGGCUUUCCUCAAUUUGAUGACUGUAAUUUAGACCAUCUAUGUGGUAUGGUCAAAUAUUUUUUAGGUGACAUGAUAGAACCACUUUUUCCUAAGCAGAUAUGGAAAGAUUUUUCAUCGAUAAUUCAUAAAAAAAGCGACCAAGAACUCAGAGAAAAACUCAUAGAGACACUCAAACAGUUCGACAAGGCUAAUCUACAAAGUCUAUGCUUCAUUCUGAUUCAUCUCAAACAUCUGAUCCAUUGUGGUUUUCAAGAUGGUGACAUAUUGGCUGAAAUUUUCUGUCCGAUAUUGAUGGGCGAUCUUGAAUGCAAACGCAAACUACGAUUAAUGAAGCUCCUAUUUGAUUUGGAAGAAAAUUUACUUGUUUCUUUUGCUCAAUCAUAACUCAACAUCAAAUUUAUUGUAACAAAAACGUAUCCAAACACAUUGACUAACAAAAAAAAAUUGUUAAAAUUGAAAUUAACUAUAAUUCCAUAAUUAAGACAACAAUUUGGCUAGCUCUCCUGAUCUGUGUAGACGA